This is a messenger RNA of Gadus chalcogrammus (walleye pollock), 1907 nucleotides long. RefSeq names its product fibulin 5 (gene fbln5). Bases 370 to 1857 code for a protein of 495 amino acids. Gene Ontology annotation, biological process: elastic fiber assembly. The record is from RefSeq and is a predicted model, not a curated record. Gene Ontology annotation, molecular function: calcium ion binding. Lineage: Eukaryota; Metazoa; Chordata; Actinopteri; Gadiformes; Gadidae. The transcript is spliced from 11 exons.
CGUCCGUCCGCGCACCGUCCCGUCCCCAGACCCCCCAGCACCAACCGAUCCCGGCUCGAGGGGGCAGUGUCUCAGAGAUUGAAUCCGGCUGUGGAGCGCUGCUAGAAGGGGGCCAGUCACUGCAUCGUUGAGUAAUCGGGAAAAGAUACAGAACCAACGUUUCAGACCGUUGGUUAAUGCAUGCCAACUAUAGGUCGACCGGACAGCUGAUCAUCAGACCCUGGCUUCGGCUUUUGCGUAAAGACGCGUAUUUGGGUCCUUUGGGAGCACUUCACCCCCCACCCACCCCCUGUCUGGUAGCUCAGGGAUUAGGGAGAGCGUACAGGUCGUUCAACUCUUUCCAGCAACUACUCCGUAGCCUCCAUCAGCAUGCUGUUCCCGGGACGGGACUUCGACGCGUGGACUUCUGCAAGAAUGCUGGCUGCCUUAAUGUUCAUUGCGCUCUGCAUCCAGCCCGGACACGGCCAGACGUGUGGCGAGGGCUUUGCUUAUGACCGCCGGGCAAGGCAGUGUGUAGACCUGGACGAGUGCCGCUCGCUGCCGGACGCGUGCCGCGGGGACAUGGUGUGUGUGAACCAGAACGGGGGCUACCUCUGCAUGCCCCGCGGCCAGUACAGCCAGUCCCACCGCCCAGAGCCCUACCGGCCCGAACCCUACUACCCAGAGCCCUACCGGCCCGAACCCUACCGCCCGGAGCCCUACGGCCCGGAGCCCUACCGGCCCGCGCCCGUCCCGGCCCUCCCCGAGGCCCCCUACCCCGACCCGGCGGCGGGCUACCAGGAGCCGUUCCGGCCCCCGGCCUCGGGCCCCGCGGAGCCCAGCUACCCCCGGGUCCGGAGCAACACGCCCUGCAUCCUGGGGUACGCCGUCGCCGAGGACGGCACCUGUAACGACAUCGACGAGUGUGAGGCCAGCUCCCACCAGUGCAACCCCACCCAGGUGUGCAUCAACACCGCGGGGGGCUACACCUGCUCCUGCACCGAGGGCUACUGGCUGGUGGCCGGGCAGUGCCAGGAUAUUGAUGAGUGUCGCUAUGGUUACUGCCAGCAGCUGUGUGCCAACACUCUGGGCUCCUACUCCUGUUCCUGUAGACCGGGUUUCCUCAUCAACGGAGAUGAACGCACAUGUCAAGACGUGGAUGAGUGUGAGGACGAGCCCUGUUCCCACGGCUGCCUCAACAGCUACGGCUCCUUCAUGUGCAACUGUGACGAGGGAUUCGAACUCGCGGCCGACGGCACCACCUGCAUCGACUUGGAUGAGUGUGGCUUCUCAGAGUACUUGUGCCAGCACAGGUGUGUGAACACACCGGGCUCCUUCUCGUGUGUGUGUCCACCCGGCUACUACGUGUUCGAGGACGAAAGGAGCUGCGAAGACAUCAAUGAAUGUGACACUGGUAACAACACCUGUACAACAGCACAAGUAUGUUUCAAUUUCCAGGGAGGCUAUACAUGCCUGGACCCCCUGCAAUGUGAAAUCCCUUACAUUGAAGUCGCUGACAAUCAGUGCAUGUGCUCAGCCGAGAACCCCCUGUGCCGGGACAAACCCUUCACCAUUCUGUACCGCCACAUGGACCUGUCGUCGGGCCGCACCGUGCCCGCCGACAUCUUCCAGAUGCAGGCCACCACGCGCUACCCUGGGGCCUUCUACAUAUUCAAGGUCAAGUCCGGCGAUGGAGACCGCGUCUUCUACAUGAGGCAAACCAGCAACGUGAGCGCCACGCUGGUGCUGUCCCGGCCCGUGUCGGGCCCCCAGACCAUAGUGCUAGACCUGGAGAUGACCACCGUCAACAACGUCAUCAACUUCCGCGGCAGCUCCAUCAUCCGCCUCACCGUCUUCGUGUCGGAGCACCCCUUCUGAGACACGCCCGCUCGGGCCACGCCCACCCAAACCCCGCCCACCGCACCCAG